This is a messenger RNA of Oreochromis aureus, 1108 nucleotides long. RefSeq lists its product as uncharacterized. NCBI's taxonomy places the organism in Eukaryota, Metazoa, Chordata, Actinopteri, Cichliformes, Cichlidae. The transcript has 9 exons. The record is from RefSeq and is a predicted model, not a curated record. The coding region runs from base 41 to 1108 and encodes 355 amino acids.
CGCUUCCUGAUAGCUGAAACCCGUAAUGAAUACGUGAAUCAUGCCUCGCAAAUACGAGCUUUCGGAAGCUUUACGAUCGCAAAUUGUUGAUCUGCACAAAGCUGGAAAAGGUUAUAAAAAAAUCGCACGCACUUUGGAUGUUCAUCGCAACACAGUUAGGGACAUUGUGCUUAAAUGGAAGCGAUUCAGUACUGUGGCUACUCUGCCGAGAAGUGGGCGCCCUAGAAAGUCGUCUGCAAAGACAAAGAUCAGCGAGGUUGGUCAUGGCUCUAGUGAGCCAAAAGACAGAGAAGAAGAUUUGCAUCACAAAAAGCAGCGAGGAAAGGCUACUGCUGUUUCAUCUAAUGACGAGACUACAGAACAAGACAGAGACUUUAACACUACCCACAAGGAUGGAGAGAUCAUACAUUCUGACUCACCUGAUUCUGAAGCAACAGAUGAAGAGAAUAUGGCUGGACCGUCAGAUAUCAGAGGAGGAAGUUCAGACCAUAAAAUGAGAGAUAACACCAUCUGCAAUGAUGGCAACACAGAUUCCUACUCAUCUGAUGAAGAUGAAGAUGAAGACCCUAUGGCCAGUCGUCUGUCAGCUGGAAUAGCAGAGAGCAGAGGAGGAAAUCCGGACCAUGAAAUGCACCAAGGAGCGACCAACUCUGCUUCAUCUGAUGAUGAAACAACAGAAGAAGAUCCAACAGAGCAGUUUUUCUGUGGAGAGAAGAAGAUAUAUGCUGGUUCCUCAGUCACAAUGGGAGCCCUCCUCCUGCUCCUCCUGGCGUUCAUUGUGAAGCACGGCUUGUCAAAAGCAGCAGCCAGAGAUCUCCUGCACCUCCUAAACUUGGUGGUACCCGGAUGUGUUCCAAAGUCGCUUCGCUUUUUAAAAAAGCAUUCGACUGAUUACAAUGGAAAGACAGAGAUUCACUUUUAUUGCCCCAGGUGUACAAACUACCUUGGUGUGGAUCCCGGUAAUGAGUGUAGCGUGUGCCAGCAGAGCUUGAACAGAAAAUAUCUGAUCUUGAAGGCUUACUACUUCCUUGUAAUGCCGCUAGAAAUUCAGCUAAGAAACCUCCUUGCACGCGUCCACCCAAGCUUGGGAAGCAUUUCACGAGGAUGA